AUGGAUGUACAGCCAAACGCCAUCGCCGGGCCCAGCUCUGAAGGUGCGCUGCCCAGACGGAGAGAGUCGGAUGCCCCGCCCAUGUCGCCGUCUUCAGCACCCCCGGUGCCAUCAGCAAUCGCCGUGAUGCAUCCGUCACGGUUCAUCCACACUCACCACCCCCGCCGCGCGUCUCUGAUCCCUCUGGGAAUGAAUGUCAUCUCGCCCGUGGCGCCUGAACACUUGCGCGAACGCGAGUCAAUAAAUCCCGCGAGAAACGUCGGUUUUCAGCCAAAUUACAGCCUGGAUGUCUACAAUGCCCUGCAAGCAUCGCCAGAUGCCAGCCGGCGGGAUUCUGUUGUCAGCACGACGUCGACAUUGACGCUAUCGCGUCCUGCGAACUGGCCACCCCAGCAACAGGCAACACAUCCUUUCUACCCUCCCAAUUGGAGCUCCGGUCCAAGGCGGUCUUCCCUUACUCCAUCCAUCUCCGCCGUCGCACCCCCUUCUCCGACGCGGGCUGUCGCUAGCGGCCGCUCGUCAAGACCCUUGACGAGUGAAAGCGCCCAGUCAAAAACGAACGGGCGCGAUACCGCCAGUGGAUUCCUGUAUUCUGCCGCCAAGGGCGAUCACCACGCGCGACGAGGCAGUCUGCCGCAUAUAGGACACCGAAAUUGGGCAGGCCCCUCACAGAGAUCGUGGAAUCCAACUCUGCCGCCUUCAAGAGGUUCGGUCGACCAUGAAGAUACUCUACCCAGUGCAGACUUCAAAUUCGGUUCUGGUCCUUCGUCCGCACCCUUUUCGCCUUUUGCAGGGUCGCCCCGAGGCAAGGAACCGAAAAAGCAGGAAGAUAUGAGCGUAUUCGAGCAAGCCGAGGCGGAAGAGGCUGAGAGGCAGCACCACGCAUUCAUGGCAGCCACUUAUGGCGCGGACGGGCAAAGAGCUAGAGAUAGACUCAGUAUCGGCGGACAGUCGGGAUACUCGUCAGGGUACUCGAGUGCAGGUCGCGCAGGAGGAUUUAGACGGCAGAGCUUGAUGAUGUGGGAGCGGAUGGGACUCUUUCGGGGCAGCGGAGACGAAAGUGCUGUUUCUGCGCCGAUUGGCCCUACGCAUAGCACGCAUCUGAUGGAAACGUCUAUAAAUGACGAUGACUUGGGUCCCAGGCGGGGAAGUCUGCCCGUAGCGAUCCCAGGAGGGGUGUCUAGGAAGGAAUCGAGGAGAGAGGCAAGAGUCGUCAAUCUGGAUCUGUCACCUCCAGAAGGAGAGGAUAAGGAGGAAGAUGAAGAGGAAGCACGGGAAAACAUUGGCGAGGUGGUACCAAUACCAAAACGUCCACUUCCACCACUGCUACCCCUUUCCGAUCCCGGACCACGCCUACUCCCUUCAACUCUCGCACUCCACCGCGCCAACCAUCUCUUGAAUGCUCGAAAUCUUCAGUCAGAUCCCUUGCCGCCGCCAUUGCCUCCUUCUCUCCACCCACCAGACCCUGUCGACGUGACCGAGUUUGAUAUCGAUUUCAUCCUCGCGGGCUCGUCGGCACAGCUUGGAGGACAGCCUAUUGGCGCAAAUGAUUCUGUAGAUGGUCUCGGCGGACCCGCUGGUUUCGGCGAACUCUCUGGGCUACCUGCAGGAACGUUUCAGCUCGGGCGGGAGGAGGAAGAUACGUUUGCCAAGUUUGUCGGGCAGUUUGACGACGAAUACGGAGACAGGCGAGGCGAAUGGACUUUCCGCUCUUGUCGACACCGUUCAGCGUCAACUGCUCACCCGUCACACGACCCAUUUGAUACUUCCGACCCAGUCAGGGAACCAAAAGCUGAAUGGGAGUCUAGUGGAGCCGGCAAAUACGAGCUGUUUGCGAAUGGCGAAGUGCGGAGUAUCGUCACUGGCAGGACAUGGAGAGUUCAGAAGAUUGGUUCUCGAGAGUACGAGCUGGAAGAUGUCAAGCCGUGGACAGGCGGUCUGCAGCCUACUGUUGAAAAAGGCGAAAGAUUCUCCCUUGCAGGCAAGAAUGUCCACCGAGACCAGGGUGGUGUGAAACUCCCCUACUUCAACGUAGGCGCCUUCCUUCCCGACGCCCCAUCACGGCCCUCUCCUCUACGCAAGUCUUCUGGUGCCGCGGGCAAGCUGCGCGCUAGCAUGUCUGAAGCCAUCCCCCAAGUUCGGUCGCGUGCUUCAGGAGGCCGCUCAGAUAGCGAAUCGUCAAGUGCCACCCUCUCCGGGCUGUCUCAAUCCUUGUCCAACGGUCCCAAACCACGCAAGGAAAGCGACCGUACGCGCGCCCUGAGAGAAGAUAUCCUCUUUGGCUCUGGACCCGGCAACACUGGAUCUAAAAAGCCCCAUCGAGAUGCUAGCAAAGAGUCGGAAAGUGCCGAAAAGAAGGACAGAUCGUUGGGCGGUGUACUCAAGCGUGGAUUGUCCAACCUGAAAAACUCGAGCCUGGUGUCGUCAGAGGAGAGGCGGCUUGCAAAGGAAGAGAGGGACCGUGAGCGAGAAAAGGUCCAGGCCCACUCGUGGAGCGGUUCAAGCUCGUCAAGUAGUCAUCAUGGCUGGUCACCCCACUCCCAACAGGCCAGAGAUGCCGUAAAAGAUUACCGCAUGUCCGCUGGUAACCUGGAUCAUCAGUCGCAUCUCGACGGUAAGACGAUCUGGGAAGAGGAGCAAUCAGACAGGGUGCGAUGGCUUGCUGGCAAAGGAUGGGACGGCGUGCCAGACGAUGCUGUGGCGAUGAUUAUCCCACUCCACGGUGAAGCCUCGGUACCCGGUACACCUACAUCUCCUGCUCCGCUUUUGCCCCACCAAUUUCCCAGUGGCCUUCCCAAGGGCAUUCCUUCCGGUAUCAAUCUUGGUGACCAUGUCGUGCCUCAUCCGUUCUUCAGUUCCGGUACAAAGCAAGCACUGCUAGUAUGGUAUGUGCCCUUCAACUCGGAGCACGGGGACGAACCACGCCCCUCUACUGCUUCUUCGAAAUCCUCAUCCACCUCUGGCGGUCAUUCUGUCACCAACGAAACACCUCUUUCGGGCUCGCUGCCCAAGUUCCAAAAGCUUUUGCGGCGGAAGGCGAGUAGGGAUGGGAUCAAGAGGGAUCACAGUCAGGGACCUGGUCAGGCGGACGGUGUGCCAAAUGCCAACUCUCCCGCCCUAGGAAAGGAUUUGAAGCGAUCAGGGACACUGGGACAGCCGUUACCAUUCCGAAGUUUCCGAGUGGUAGCCCGGGUGGUGAACUGCAAGGAAAUGAGGUCUGACAUCGAAGGGCAAGAGGGCUCGACCUCGUUCGAGCCGGUAGAAUGGUCCGGGAACGGUGGCUCGUCCUCUCGACCCUCGACGGAUGCGCUCCAGUUUGCACCAAACGAGACGCCUCCCGACGCUGCCAUUGCUCCUUUCCUUUCCCUCGACUCUCCACCCUCCGAGGACGGAGUCGCCGUUGAAAGCCCUGCUUUACCAUCCGGGCGAAGCUUCCCUACGGUCAUCGCUGUCUGCCACUCUCGCUCCCAAGGCGUCGAGUUUGUACUCGAAGGUCUUGAUAGGCUUGGGCUGUGCAAGGGUGAAUCGGCCUGGGGACCAACAGGGUAUGAAGAGUGGAGAGGGACGGGAUUGAGCGAGCAUGGGAGGGAGCUGGUAGAUCUGCUUUGGGCGGGGUGUACGGCAGUGAUGGGGUUGAUGGGUGUUUGA
This is a messenger RNA of Cryptococcus wingfieldii CBS 7118, 3648 nucleotides long. RefSeq lists its product as hypothetical. The record is from RefSeq and is a predicted model, not a curated record. The transcript has 3 exons. The coding region runs from base 1 to 3648 and encodes 1215 amino acids. NCBI's taxonomy places the organism in Eukaryota, Fungi, Basidiomycota, Tremellomycetes, Tremellales, Cryptococcaceae.